AUGACAGCCGCUGGGAAAGAAGAAAUUGAAACACCUGAUAACAAUGAAACAAGUGAAAAUGAUAUAGGCGCACCGUUAUCAAAUAAUUUAAUUUUGCUAUGCAAUGAAAACAAUAUCGAAAAAACAGAAAAAGAACAUCAAAUAAAGAAGUUACAUGAGAUUUUUAAAAAUUUAUCGGAAAAUUCUAUUAUCGUAUUUAAGUCGCAACAAAUAGAUGAUCCUGAAAUAUCAGUUGAAGAAAAGUUUGAAAUAGCAGAAAAUUUGUUUAAACAAUGUCAUGUAAAAUUUUUAAGGAAAUUUGGAUCAUAUUUAACAAAGGAGCAUUUAAUAUUUUUGCAAGAGAUUAUAAAUGAUCCAAACGAAGACUACGAAACAGACUAUUUAUUUAAAAAAUUUCUAUCAGAAAUAGAUCAUAGACAUUCUAAUAUUAAAAAUCGACGAUUUACUGUAAUGAAAAAAAUGAUACUUGAACAAAAUGAAUAUUUCAGUGAAACCGAAAUGAUGAAAAGAGAACCACUUCUAUAUGAGCAACUUGUUGGCCAAUAUCUAACUGAAACAGAGAAAAACGUUCGUGAUGGUUUUAAUCCUAACACAAAUUUAUUUUCUCAAAUACUUUUGGAAAAUUAUGAUCGUGACCAAUAUGAUAAAUUACGUAAAGAACAUGAAUUGGUUGAGGUGGAAAUGGAAAAAAAUUUAGAUGAUGAAGAAGAAUCGACUUGUGAAUCAACGAAUACAAAAGAAUCAUUUUCUUCUAGCAAAAUAGCACAUAAAAGUGAUGGGAAUAUUAGUGACGAAGAAAUGUUUCCAAAAAUUCCUCCAUCAUAUAAAAAGCUAUGGGGCGAUUUUGAUGACGAAAAUUCUGACAAUGAUAUACAUAAAUGGCUUCAAAAAUCGAAACCAAGUACCAGUAUUAGUUGUUCUAAAAAGUUAUGCAGUAUUUCUAAAGUCAAGCGAAAUAAAUUGGAUUCUAAACAAAAGUACGUAACAGCAGGAGAACGCGAAAUGCUAAGACAAGAAUUUUUAAGUAUUAUGAGAUCUAAGUUUGUUAAUGGUUCAGAUAAAGACUUUGAUUACACCAAUAUCGAUAACAACACUGAUUUAGAUGACUUGGAGCAGAUCAAUCAAGAUUGUGAAGAUAAAUAUUUUGAGGAGGAUGAUCUUGAAGAUCAUAAAUAUGAAAAUAGAUCUAUUGAGAGAUUUGACGAUCAAAAUGAAUCAGAAGAUGAUUUAGAUAUUUACAUGAAAGGUUUAAAUAAAGUCGCGAAUCAAAUGCAAAAGUUUUAA
Condylostylus longicornis is the source of this 1284-nucleotide messenger RNA. Its product is annotated as coiled-coil domain-containing protein 97. Bases 1 to 1284 code for a protein of 427 amino acids. The record is from RefSeq and is a predicted model, not a curated record. NCBI's taxonomy places the organism in Eukaryota, Metazoa, Arthropoda, Insecta, Diptera, Dolichopodidae. The transcript has a single exon.